AGCAGCGUCCCUCCAGGGCACAGAGUCGAAGGCAGAGGCUGUCGGUCUUUCCUCCUGCCUCACACAGCGAAGCGCAGGACUCGGGCUUGGUGGACGCUCCCUUCUCCACCUGCUCCUGUGCACGGCCGGGCUCGGCUUUCCUCCUCCUCCAGUGCAAACUCUGAACCUGUUCUCGCUGCCAAUCUCUUUGCACCUGGCCUUCCAGAGUCCGCUGCCAUGGAGGAGUCCAUCUCCACCUUCCUGAAGAAUGUGACACAAAACAAUUUUCAGCAACUGGCUGCUGACGUCGGGUCUCACUAUGCUAAAUUAACCAGUCAGGCUGGUGGCAUCAUCCCGCCAGAAGUGCUGCAGAGAAUUCAAGCAGACCUUGGGAAGGGGGAUCUGCAGGCUGUGGUGGACGGGAUUCAAGAAGUACUGAGUGCAGCAGAAAAUGCUGCCCUGGAGGUGGCUGUGAUCGGGGAGUCCGGGACUGGCAAGUCCAGCUUCAUCAAUGCCCUGAGAGGGCUUGGUCACGAGCAGGAGGGGGCGGCUGACGUCGGGGUCGUGGAGACCACCAUGAAGAAAACCCCCUAUCAACACCCGAAAUAUCCCAACGUGACCUUCUGGGACCUGCCUGGAACCGGGACGCCCAAAUUCACCCCAGACACCUACUUAGAAACAGUGGGAUUUGCUAGCUUCGACUUCUUCAUCAUCAUUUCGUGCUCCCGCUUCACCCUCAAUGACGCUGUCCUGGCCCAGAAAAUCAAGGAAACAGGGAAGAAAUUCUACUUUGUUAGAAGCAAGGUGGACAAUGAUUUAUAUAAUGAACGGAAAACCAAGCCCCAGUCCUUCAAGAGGAAGAGAGUUCUUCAGCAGAUCCGAGACUACUGCCUGGCUAACCUCAGGGACAUUGGAGUGCCCGAUCCGCGCAUCUUCUUGGUCUCCAACUUUGACCUCUGUGACUUUGACUUCCCACAUCUGGAGAGGACUCUGCUGGAGGAGCUUCCCGCUCACAAGCGCCAGAUCUUCACACUCAUAUUGCCCACACUGUCGGAUGCUUCCAUUGAGCUGAAGAGAGGUUUCCUCAGGGAGAAGAUCUGGCUGGACGCCCUGAAGGCAUCAGCUUUGGCCUUCAUUCCCUUUGCACCCAUCCUCAGAGGCUUCGAUUUGCCUGAACAGGAAGAGUGCUUGAAGCUUUACCGAAACUAUUUCGGUUUGGAUGAUGAGUCCAUUGAAGAGAUUGCAGAGAAGCUGGGCACAUCUGUGCGGGAUAUCAAGGGCUUCACCAGGUGCUUGGAUUUCUGGUCCCUAGUGAAGGACGACAGCAUAGCAGCGAAGGCCAGGCACUGUUCUGAAAUCUUCCUUUCAGUGAACGGAGGUGUCAUGUCUGCUGCACUCCAGGGCCUGAAAGCCUACUUUCUACGUUCGAAAUUCCUCGAUAUAGUGGCCCACGAUGCCAAGCUCCUCUUGCACAAAACCAUAAGCACUUACAACUGAGAGAAUGGGGUACAAGCUCUGUGCCUGGCCUAAUGGACUUAGAAAUGGACCUCAGGUCUUGUGUGGUUAGGGAUGGUGGUCUUCCUGCCAGUCCCGGGUCAGUGUCCCCCAAGGUAGAAGAAAUGUCUGCCCCAUGGAGGAAGGUGACAGCUUUACAUGGUAACUCAUGCUGUACAUAGGUGAUUUGAUCUGAGCCUGCUUUCCAAAUGGACUGGUCUAGUUUGAUUGAAUUCUGACAGUAACAUAACAUCUGUUUCAGUGAAUCUCCAAAUGUUCUGAGAUAGUCUGCAUUUCCAUUAUUUCCUCAGGUCGGAAGCACUUUGUAAUAAUCACAGUGAAGGUUAUAUAUUGUCACUUUAUGAUUUUGUUCUCAAUCCCCAUGUUAAUACUCUCCUCAUUAAAUAAGGGAAGAUCCCUUAUGUAUGGAAACAAUAUGGGAACAUUGUUAAAGGAUCAGUAGAAUGCGUCAUUGGACAACACAACAAGGAGGGAGGGAGGAGGCUGAUAAAGGAUGAGAGAAAUGGACUUGAUAACCACACAUUUGCCUGUUGACGGACAUGUAACAAACGUGGUAUCUAUACAUCGUGGACUAAUACUAUUUGGCAAUAAAGAAAGAUAAAUUCGAGACAUUUGUAGGCAAAUUGAUUCACCUGGAAAACCUAACGUUAGGCGAAGUAAAUCGGACACAAGAUUAAAUACCUGUUGUUUCUCUCAUUUGAGUGAUGCAAAGUACAAAUAAAAAGCAAAGUAAAAGAAUGAUGAGUCAGGAAGAAAGUGCUUUUGCAGAUGAGAAGGGGCCUGACAGACUCUGGGUGAGGUGGGGGCGGGGAAGGGGCCUUAAGAAGAUUGAACACGUGUCAUGGAAUGUGCCAGGUACCCGCCGUGCAUACUCUCAUUAUAUGUUAUAAAGAAGAAUAAUAAGAAGAACAACAUGAGUAACAGUAACCAUAGCAACAAAAAUGGGGAACGGGGAUGUAGAGAUGGCAGGACGGAGGUGGGUGGGAAGGGAAGGAGAAUAAGAACAAUCAAACUGUGUUAUGCACAUGCACCUGCUCCCUAAGCUGAAUGUAAACUUUACGUAUUGCGGAUGUGUACCAGUAGCAUAAAAUAAAGUUCA
This is a messenger RNA of Chinchilla lanigera (long-tailed chinchilla), 2593 nucleotides long. RefSeq names its product interferon-inducible GTPase 1-like. The record is from RefSeq and is a predicted model, not a curated record. Lineage: Eukaryota; Metazoa; Chordata; Mammalia; Rodentia; Chinchillidae. The transcript has 2 exons. Gene Ontology annotation, molecular function: GTP binding; GTPase activity. Gene Ontology annotation, biological process: cellular response to interferon-beta; defense response. Gene Ontology annotation, cellular component: endoplasmic reticulum membrane. Bases 217 to 1476 code for a protein of 419 amino acids.